AUGGUUCUUACAAAUAUCGCAGUCAUUUUACAAUAUAUGGGUAAAAACCUCGAUGAUUUUGAUCUUCCAAGUUUAAAUGCAGCUGUCAAUUUAGAAUCACGAGGAUUUCGUGAGGUACAAGAGGAAUACUCCAUAAUUGUGCAAGACGAAGACUUACAUGCUCGAAAUUCUCUAAAUUCCCACCAGAAACAUGCAUUUGAUGAGAUCAUGAGGCAUGUAGAUAAUGAUUGUCCAGCUGUGUUUUUUGUAGAUGGACCGGGUGGAACUAGAAAAACAUUUUUGUAUAGAGCUUUGCUAGCUAAUGUUCAUUCCCGUGGACUUAUUGCUCUCGCAACCGCUUCAUCCGGCGCUGCCGCUAAUAACAUGCCAGGGGGGAGAACAGCUCACUCUCGAUUCAAGAUUCCCCUUACUCUUAAUAAUAAUUUGGUGUGCAAUAUAAAAAAACAAAGCAGAACUGCUCAACGACUUCGAGUCGCAAAAAUAAUCAUCUGGGAUGAAACAUCAAUGGCAAAGAGGCAGGCAGUAGAGACACUCGAUAGAACAAUGCAAUACAUCACUGGGGUGAGACUCCCAUUUGGUGGGAAAAUAAUGAUUAUGGGUGGUGAUUUUAGACAGGUGUUGCCAGUAAUGAGACAUGGCACUCGAGCAUAG
Cynara cardunculus var. scolymus (artichoke) is the source of this 651-nucleotide messenger RNA. Its product is annotated as ATP-dependent DNA helicase PIF2-like. Lineage: Eukaryota; Viridiplantae; Streptophyta; Magnoliopsida; Asterales; Asteraceae. Bases 1 to 651 code for a protein of 216 amino acids. Gene Ontology annotation, biological process: DNA repair; telomere maintenance. Gene Ontology annotation, molecular function: DNA helicase activity. The record is from RefSeq and is a predicted model, not a curated record. The transcript has a single exon.